This is a messenger RNA of Pieris napi, 2373 nucleotides long. RefSeq lists its product as uncharacterized. The transcript has 5 exons. Lineage: Eukaryota; Metazoa; Arthropoda; Insecta; Lepidoptera; Pieridae. The record is from RefSeq and is a predicted model, not a curated record. Bases 307 to 819 code for a protein of 170 amino acids.
UCUUAUACGAAAACAAGGUCUCAAACGUAAAAACGAAUACGGAAAACCAAUAAAAAUUAAAAUCUUAAAUACAUAGUGUGAAUUGACACUUAAUUUCUGAAAAUAUCGAUUUUCUUCCAUCAUCAAAUACUGGUGUUGUCUCUAUUCUCUAAUCUCUAUCCAAAUCCUUUGAAUUUUUUGUGUUUGCACUAGCGGUGAUAAGGUAGAUUCCAACAGAUUAAUUAAAGAUCAAUUUUAAUGUAGUUGUUUCGAGAACGUUGUUCUCAUCAAGGAGUGAAAUAUUUUCUGAAGAUUAUCAGUGCGAAAAUGGGGGUUCCACAUAUAACUGGAUUUUGUUGGUGCAUGGGGUUGGAGACUGGCUGCAAGUUCAUUGGAAUUUUGCAUUUGCUGACAUCCGUCAGUCUGAUGGUUGUUUGUUCGAUAUACGCGGAGGCUUUCCGCGCCUUCGCGGGCACAGCCGAAGACGCGGGCGACCACGUGUACAGCACCUGGUACGCCAUCACCACUUCAGUGGCGGUGCUGAGCGCGGUUCACGUUCUUCUGGCCAGCUCCCUGCUGUACGGGGCUUACAAGCGGUCCUGCCGAGUGCUUCGCGGGUGGGUGUUCGUGAUGUGCGCGCUGUCUCUGUCCUCGCUGCUGUACAUCUUGGGGACCAUGCCCUGGGGCUUCUCCUCCUCGGGCUCCGAGAUCUACUUGGCCGUGGUGGAGGGCAUUUUCUUUUACGGCUCGAUGUUGUACUGCAUCCUCUGCGUCAACAGCUUUUACCUGAUGCUGAAGAGCACCGAAGAUAUGCGGGGACCCUGCAAGGCCGACUAUUAAGAGGCUUCUCGAGGUUUAAUGUCGCUCUUAUCACUUAAAAGUUUCAAAACAAUUUCAUUACACAGCUAUUUAACAAUGUAUUUCCCGUCAGGCCCGCGUCGGCCGAAACUUGUUUUUGUACGGAAGUAUGUAUGAUGUAAUGAAUUUAGACGUCUUCUAUGUGAUUAUUAUAUAUCUCUAUGAGGGAAAACUGCUUUGCAUUUUAACUAAAGUCGAACGCCGGCAGGAGUAUACGCAACAUUCUGAUGCCAAAGAAUCUCUAUUUUAUAUAGAAAAUUAAGUAUUAUAGAAUUUAACGAAAAGCCAUUUUUAAAAGAAAUCGAAUGUCGUAUUGACGAGAAAAAUGAAUUUUACGAAUUGUCUAUGUGAACUGUAUUUACAAUAUUAAACUAUUCGUUUUUGACGAUUUUUCCGACUCUAAUCUACGGACCACUCUUUACUAAAAAAAACAAUAAAUUCUUUUUAUGGACGCUUUGAUCCGUCAGAUUGAGCAAAGACGUCCGAACGGGGUGACCCGGGAAUGACCUUUCGCCUUUUGACUCGUUCAUUUUAAUAAACGAGUAUAUUUAUAUGAAAUUAUACAAGGCAAUGCUCGUUUUGCUUAAUUUACAAAUAAAAGUAAAAUGAAUGAAUGUAUAACUCAUUACAGACUUGCAUUUAAACUUUAUUUCUUAAUGUCUAUCCAAUGUUCGGUGCCAUGCGUGCGUCGCGUAGUUUGUCUGGUGAUAUAAUUGUGAUUUUAUACUUUUUCAAUAUAUUAUGUUGUUUUAAUGAAUUUACGUUGUUAUUGACUUAAUGAAACGGGUCCUUUUGCGCCACUUUUUAAAUAGGUUUCAACUGCUUAACGCUUAAAACUUGAUUAAUAUUAAGAAUAUGUAUAACUUAGCAUAUAAGUAAAUGUUAUUGUUGUUUCUGGUUAAGACUUAACUGUAAUUUUCAAGUACAUUCGUAUGUCACCGUGAUCGAACAGAACGUGUCGAAUUACUUCUGUAAUUAUAUUUUUUGUUAAUAUGGAAUCGCCAUUCGAGACCACAAAUACGACCUCACCGCUAAUGGGUAAGCCGGGAAUGGCCUACGUACUUAUAAAUUAGCCAUGUCUUUAUUAUUUUGUAAAGUUUAAUAUAUUUUAUAUUUGCUUAUUUUGUCUUUCGCUGUGCGGCGCCAUCUAGGAGCGGAUUCAAACAUCUUACAGAGAUAAGUUCAGCUUUCUCUCGUAGAUGUCGCCACGUGUAUGAUGUUCGCUCUUCCUGCGAUUUAUUUUUUGACGUUUAUUCGAUUAUACUGAAAUUCAGAUCUAUUAUAUUUUUACAUUAACCGUUUGGUAUUUUAAAUUCUACAUGUAACUUUUAAAACUAUAUGUUAAAAAAAGUAUUAGAUACUUCAAUACUAUUUUUAAAAAUAUAAUAUUGAUGUCAUUUUAAAUAAUUAAGCCCCGAAGGUAAAUAGUUGUGUAUUUCAUGUCAACAAAUUUAAAAAAAAAUACGACGCAGAAAUCUAAUUGUUCAGUUACAUUGUAAGAUUAUACUCAAAUAGUUAAUAAAUGUGCUCUUCGAA